Eurytemora carolleeae is the source of this 6894-nucleotide messenger RNA. RefSeq lists its product as uncharacterized. Bases 99 to 5543 code for a protein of 1814 amino acids. NCBI's taxonomy places the organism in Eukaryota, Metazoa, Arthropoda, Copepoda, Calanoida, Temoridae. The record is from RefSeq and is a predicted model, not a curated record. The transcript has 8 exons.
AGAUUAAUCAUGUAACUUGCUGUGGUGUAACUUCCAAAACCAGUUUCCGCUGGUUUUCCUGGGCUAUCAACACUUCUCAGGCGAAGUAUGCUUAAAGUAUGAGUGAUGAACCACCAAAAAACAGUCGAGAUAGAUUCCUUAGUAGUCUCACAACCAGUGUCUCCGAUCAUGAUGAUCAAGAUUCAAAGGAUCGGCGAAAAUCCAGCGAUGUUCUUUCCAACGUCGAAGAGGAAGAGAUGGAAGAGGAGGUCAUUGUUUACGGCGAGGAUGUCAAUGACCCUUCUAUUGAACUCCUGGAUCCCCCAGACAUAGUGGUCGAGGAACUCCCACAGAAAGAGAUUAUUUUAACUCAGAUUGUGGACAAGGAUCCUGGAAGAAUGAGAUCGGCGCCACCUAAACCAAAAUGUCUGAUCCUUCCGACACCACGUGUUGUAAAUGUGAACAGUAAGAAGCAGUCCUCUGUAGACGAAGUAUCGAAUGAUCUCAAGUAUCAUCGAUCUUUACUCUUCGAUCAGUGUGAGAAGCAAGAACGACGAAUAAAAGCCUUUAUCCAGGAUGCAAAAGCUGAGAACUUGUCAGUGCAAGGAGAUAUUAAGUUUGAAAAAGUUGUCAAAUUUAACAAGAAGUUGAGAAAAUUUAAACCGGUCCACGACCGAAACAUGAUUUUAUGCCAAGAGUCUCUUCGUGAAACAAGUCAGGAUGAAGAGUCCCCUCAACAAAAAUCCAAGAGAUUAACAUUUGAAACAAAUGUUGAAAAAAUCAACAAAGGGGAACUAGCCAAAUCUUCCAGAAAGGGAUCUAAUGUAUCCAACAUAGGUGUUAUUUGUGACCCAGUUCCUGGUAUAAAAAUAGAAACAACAUUUCCCGUGGAAUCUGACACCCCGAUACAGUGCACAACAGAGAAAAUACUUGUCGAGCAUAUUAACCCUGUUUCUAAGAAAAAUGAGGAAUGCAAAAGUACAACCAAGGUUAUAACAACUUUCCCCACUAAUACGGACAAAGUUUUAACCUCCAACUUGAAUUCAAUUAAGAGUAAGGAACCUCAUCAAACUCAGUCUACUAGAAAAGAACCAAGUUUUAGAAGUAAAAAAGAGCCUAAAAAGAAUACCAGUAUGAAAAGUGAUCCAUCAAGCGUUUCCACACAAAAUACUUCAACUGCUGAGUUUAAGUAUAGAAAUGUAAAGCAUAAAACUGACCAUGAACCCGUGAUACCCUUUGUUGCAAAAGUUGGCAAUUCAAAUUCUGAUAUCCCGGAUGAAUCACGAAACCAGGAAAACAAUAGAAGAAAAAGUUCUGAAGUUAAUUUGAACUCCACUCAACAAGUGGAACCAGAUACAGAGAGAAUACCAGCACACUAUGGAACAAUACCACGUUCUAACUUUAGAUCCAAACUGCAGGAUUUGUCCCCAAAUCAAGAAAAUAAAAGAAGAAAAAGUGCUGAAUUGAUUGCAAAUGUGACUGAACAAAAGGAACCUCAAAUACCUCGAGGUGUUCCAACAACAACUGAAAUACCUUCACAAGCUAAUUCUAGGUUUGAUUUUCAUGAUAAAGAUUAUAGUAGAAGGAAUGAUGGUGAAGAUAAAUGCAACUCAGCAAAGCAUAGAGCUGUGACAGACUCAAAAUUCGACACUUCACUACUAGCUAUGUUCUCAACCAAAGAUGCUCCAUUUGUUGAUGAAUAUGGUAGAAGAAAAAGCAAUAACAUAAACAUAGAUUCUAUAAUACCAAAAAAAAGUGAAGAAUUUAUUGUAACACCAGAUGAUCAUUCUAAUAAUCAAUCAGCAAAGAAUGAACUUAUGAGAAGAAAAAGCACAGAAGUUAUCAAUUCCUCUACUAAACAGCUUGAAAUUCAAGAAAUAGGAACAAAAUUUGGAACCCUGCCAAGAGUGUCCAAAGAGGAGAGUGCCAAAAAAGAAGAAUCUUUAUUAGAAAAGUAUUAUAAAAACAAAGAAAUAAGUAGACUUCAAAAUAUUAAAACUGCUGAUAAGGAAGAUGAUACCAGUGCUGAAGUUGGGAAGGAGAGUAGGACAUGCAAACUGGAAGUUUCAACUUUAAUCGGAAAUUAUUCAAAACCUGAAUUGCCGGGUGGAAGUAAAAAUUCCAAAGACCUAGUUAAUGAAAAAAGAAGUUUACACGACUAUGAACAAAAAGAUUAUAGUAAAUCAAACCUUUAUGGUUCUCCUAAAAGUAUUAAUGAAAAUAUUAAGGCUGAAAAAUCAACACCAUUAUUCUCAAUUGAAAAAUAUGACAGUAAUGUUGGGAAAGAAAAGUUGGAACCCAUCAAUAUAAAUCAUGACAAACCUUAUGAACCAAAACAAAAACAGUAUGAAGAAAAGCAUGAAACUUUUAAACAAAGUUUUCCUAACUCAAGCGAGACAACCCUGAAAUAUGAAGCAUACAGAUAUUCAAACCAUUUAUCGAAUAAAAAUGAAAUUAAACACAAGCAAGAUCUUUCUGAAAAAAAUGAAAUAUUUUCAUAUAAAUAUGAAAAUCCAUUCAAGACAAAGCAGACUGAUAACUUAAAUACUGAUAUAUCUACUUCCCCCAGAAGUGAGUUUUCCUGUAAAGAGUUGAAGGAUUGUUCAGUAAAAUUGAAAGUGGAAACUUUAAAGAAUUUCUCAAACAACAAAGAAAAUGAAAUUGCCUCAAAGGAAACAAUUACAUCAGAAUUCUUACCUCAAAAGUAUGAAACAUCCGUAUCACCAGAAGAAAGAUUUACCAAAUCUGUAGAAGAAACUCCCAUAUUUAAGUCAGGGUUUCUUUUGAACAAAAAGGAUUCUAAACACAGAUCAGAAAUAUUUAGUCCCGGAUUUCUAUUGGACAAAAAUUCCCCUGCUGUUAAAAAUGAGGAUAAUUUGAAUAAAAAGGAGUCAAAGUACUCAAGAAACAUUGAUGAUAGUAAGAAAGGGGAUGUUUCCGCCAUACGAGAUAUUUUUGAGAAAUCAUUAAAUCAGACAGAUCAAUUUAGAGAUAAUAUCAAAGAAACCAAAACACAUGGAAACUAUGAAAACAAUAAUUACAUUUCAUCAAAAUCUCCCACUUCAAAAGAGACUUCCAAUGUUAAGAAUGAAUUGAAUGAGAUUUCUAAGCAAAAAAGUGAAAUAGAGAACAAACUGAAAAAAUUAAGUAAUGAUAAUUUGAAAAGACUGCUUCAGAUUUCCCCUUCUCCAGAAGAGUUCACAAUGACAGAUAAAUUGUUUAAAAAUGAAAACUUUGCUGAGUUGGAUAAUGAAAUUCUCAUUCCGGCAGAAUCAAACCUUCAAACCCAGUCUGAAAUAAUUUUCAACUCAAUUUAUAACAUCAACAAUGUAAAUAGGGAAGGUAAUCAAGAUGAUAACAAAGUCCCGUCUUCAAGAAAGAAGAGUAAUGACUCUAUAGUUUCUAAUAGUAGCAACAUAUCAUGUAGAUACAGGCAUAGAAGCGGGCCUGCAUCCCCUGAAGACACAUCUUUAUACAGUGAUAAGUCUACGGAAAGUGAAGAGGAAAAGUGGCGACCAAGAAGAAAAAGCGGUCCGUCUCAAUUGAAACCAGUUUUGCGAAAUGUAUAUGAAGCUAUUCCUCUUUCUUCAAUUAAGAAAAGUGUUACAUUUUCUACUCCGAAACUGUCUUCAAUAGACAGUGAAACAUUGGGCAGUGAAAUUGUAAAAAGAUUUGAGAGAAGAAACACAAUGGAAACAAUUCCUUUGCAAAAGAGUUCUGAAUCAUUAAAGAAGGUCAAUGUGGAGGAGAAGGUGCCCCUGAAAAAUAUUGAAAAGGGCAGAUUCAAAAUUAGUAUUGAAAAGGAUGAUCCUGUUGUGAAAAAUUUCAAAAAAGAUGAUGAAUCUACUUAUGACACUAAAAAUGAAUUAGAGGAAAUCAACAAACAAAAAGUAGAAAUAGAAAACAAAUUAAAAGAGAUGAAUGACAAGAAUCUACAACGAUUACUUCACAUGUCUCCGUCUCCUGAAACUCUACCUGAGACGGAAAAGAUGAGCAAUGAACUAUAUCCAGAACCAAAUUUAAGACCAUUAAUCCUUACCUCAAUUCCUUACAAUUAUACAGAUUCCAUGGGAGAGACUCCAUCUGGUACUAUCAAUCCAGCUCUCAGAGUUAACAGGGGACAUGUUAGACCAAGAAUGGGUAGACCAAGAUCACCAUAUCCUCCUCUAAUGGUGAGAGGAAAGUUUAUGAUGAACCCAAGAUCCCAACCCCCCUUCAUGCAAGGCCAAAUGAGGAUGAGCCCUCCAUUAAGACCAAUGCCAAUGCAUUUAUUUCAGAGUCCAAGUCCUACAACAGGUCUGAUAAGAAUUACCCCUAGGCAUCUCCCACCAUCUUAUAGAAUGAACAGACCAAGACUAAUGACACCGUCUCCAAUACAUCAAAGAUUCCCACAUCCUCGCAUGUCUCCAAUGAUGUCUCCAACACCAAGAUCUCCCUUAAGAACAUUAAGGUGCUCAGGACACUUUUCACCUAUACGACCGCCUAACUUUAAACCUAUGUACUAUUUGGGAGGGCCACCAUCUCCAAGGCCCCUACGACCUCCACUGAGAGCUCCAUCCUUUCCAUCUGUUCGUCAUCAAAUUCCUGGAAGCCAGAGAAUGCCCAUUGCACAAAAUAAUGAUGCUCUUUGGAACGAAGACUCUACUGGUAGCCAAUUUCACAAACCCAUUCAGAAAGUAAGACCGAUAAAAUCAUCUAAUGGAGAGCCUCUAAGGGCAGAUAUUAGAGACAUAAAACAUGUAACAGUUCAGCCGAAUGAAAAGAUCAUUCAAGUGAGAGGAUAUGGAACUGUUAAAAUAAAAACACCUGAAAUGGCUACAAUUACUUGCUCAGACCUUUUAACUGCCUACCGUCUCAGUCAAAACCUUACUGGGUCCCGCCCUUAUACAUAUGACCCAAAAGAGACUUUAGAUGCUCACAGAAGACUGGCCAUUAAUAGUAGAAAAAUAUUUGAAAAACUUUCUUCUCCGCGCAAGGAAAAGAAAGGUCCGUAUGAACCAAAUCGCGAGAUUUUAAGACUUUUUAGAAGUGACCAAAGGGGAAGAGAAAAAGUAGCCAUGGAAAAUGAGGAACUUCUAUACAAGCAUAAAUCUUCCAAUGAGCGACAAGGAGAAUUCUUUAGUCCUAAAAAUGCUGAUGUGCUAGAACAGUUCCAGGCCACACAUGAAUACAUCAGAAAGCUGUAUAUCCAUAGUAAAAGCAGUAUAAUACCCCCUGGUGACGAAUUUAAUGAUGUUCACGAAAGAGUUAAAUAUUUUUGUGGAGUGACCAAUGAGGAGCUACUUGAAAAAUUAAGGAAUGUAGAAGAAAGAGUCAGAAAUACUGAAUGGUUUAGUAGAGUUAACGAUACCAAGGAACGGAUGGCAAGCUUGUACAACGAGAACAAGGAGUUCCUGGAGAAGUUCAAGGCCCAGCAAGAGAAGAAGGUUAACGACCUGCUGGAGGAGAACAAGGAGCUCAUCAACACAAUGAAGGAGAAAGUUAACACCAUCGACAAGAACGUGAAGCAAAACUUGAGUAACCUCGAUCAAAUGGUGGAGGCUGCUGUCAUAGAGGUCAUCUAAUAAUCUAAUCACCAGCCUCUAAAUCCACAGUCAAAGUUUAGAGGUCAUAUAGUCCUCCAUACUCCACAGCCUCUGUUAAAAAUUCUUCAUACAGAUUGUAUGUAUUGCUACAGAGUUAUAUAUAUAACUCACUUCUUAGGAAUAGGGGUCUUAAUCCAUAAGAGACAGUAUAAGCUUAUCUAAUGUUCUUUGGUGCAAAGCUCUUGUAAUCCUUUAGUGACAUUGAGUUAAUUAAUUGAGGAUAUUUAAUCCUCUAUUGGCAUUGAGGAUAUUUAAUCCUCUAUUGGCAUUGAGGAUAUUUAAUCCUCUAUUGGAAUUGAGGAUAUUUAAUCCUCUAUUGGCAUUGAGGAUGUUUAAUCCUCUAUUGGCAUUGAGGAUAUUUAAUCCUCUAUUGGCAUUGCGGAUAUUUAAUCCUCUAUUGGCAUUGAGGAUAUUUAAUCCUCUAUUGGCAUUGAGGAUAUUUAAUCCUCUAUUGGCAUUGAGGAUAUUUAAUCCUCUAUUGGCAUUGCGGAUAUUUAAUCCUCUAUUGGCAUUGAGGAUGUUUAAUCCUCUAUUGGAAUUUAGGAUGUUUAAUCCUCUAUUGGCAUUGAGGAUAUUUAAUCCUCUGUUGGAAUUUAGGAUGUUUAAUCCUCUAUUGGCAUUGGGGAUAUUUGAUCCUCUUUUGGCAAUGAGGAAAUUUUUUCGAUUCUCUUGUGACAUCAUUUUACCCUGACAUAAAAACAUCAUCAGUAUUAUUGUAUAUUAUCAACUUCAUGUUUAUGAUGAUCACUUUGUCAGUGAGCCUUCACUUUCGAACCCGUUUUCCCGAUUUAAGUGUAGAUUUUUUAAACGAUUUAGAAGGAUGAAAUUUGAGCUGAGGAGAUUAAAAACAAAAACAAAAAAACAUAGUUUUUGAGCAUUAUGCAACAUAUUUAAAGAAAAGCUGGAUUAACUGUAACCAGAACUUAUCCAAAUAAGGAAUUUCGAUAAUAUAUAAUAUAAGGAAAAAAAAUUAGAGAUGUCAACGUUUUAAAGUAUAAAGAUCAAUGCAUUUAAUAAAUUUGCAGACUAAAAAUGAAUAGAAACGUUACGUAAUUUAUGUUUACUAUAUAAUUGAACUGACAAAAAUCACGAUUAGAAAAUCCAAGUUUGAAAAGAUUGUUUCAACAAGCCAAAUAUUGAAAAAUAAAAUCUAUUUCUGCAAUAAAAUAUUUAGAACUUUUUAAAACUUUUUUCAUUUUUAAAGUUAAGUUUGAACUGAAAGUUUUCCCGCUCGCAGUAUACGCAUUAGUAUUUGUGUGGAGAAAUUAUACAUAUUAUUAACAUGUUUAUAUUUAUAUGUUAUUAGAGCAUGCAAAUUAUAUGUUUUAAA